This is a messenger RNA of Eufriesea mexicana, 1516 nucleotides long. RefSeq names its product Sulfide quinone oxidoreductase (gene Sqor). Bases 82 to 1449 code for a protein of 455 amino acids. Gene Ontology annotation, cellular component: mitochondrion. Lineage: Eukaryota; Metazoa; Arthropoda; Insecta; Hymenoptera; Apidae. Gene Ontology annotation, molecular function: sulfide:quinone oxidoreductase activity; FAD binding. The record is from RefSeq and is a predicted model, not a curated record. The transcript is spliced from 9 exons.
UUUUGAAACAUCAGUAUACACGACUUUUGCUAAAUAUAUUUUAUUUUUAAUCAUCUGACAUUUCUACUAGAAACAGCAGGAAUGAGUCAUAUUAGGAAUUUCUGUAAUACCAUAUCUUGCUUAAACACUUCUAAUUUAAAAUCACUGAAAAGAAAUAUAUUAAUUAAAAAUGGAUAUAGAAAUGUUCAUCAUUUGUGUAAAGUAUUAGUAGUUGGUGGUGGUACUGGAGGUUGUAGCAUGGCUGCAAAGUUUGCCGAUAAAUACAAAGAUCCAAAUCAAGUUGUUAUAAUAGAACCAAAUGAGAUACAUUAUUAUCAACCAAUGUUUACUUUGAUUGGUGGUGGCAUAAGAUCUUUUAAAGAUUCAAAAAAACUAAUGAAAGAUACUUUACCAAAAAAUGCAAAGUGGUUCCAAGAAAAUGUAAUGAGUUUUGAACCAACACAGAAUCAAGUGACUAUGAGCAAUGGAGAUAGUGUACAAUAUGAAAUCAUGAUUGUUGCAAUGGGUUUGCAAUUGCAUUGGGAAAAAAUACCAGGUUUAGUGGCAGGUCUCAAAGAUAAUAUGUCAGGAGUUUGUUCAAUUUAUGGAUCUGAUACAGUUGUAAAUGUGUUUCCAAAAAUUGCAAGAACUGAGAGUGGUACUGCAAUAUUUACCUUUCCAAAUAGUCCAGUUAAGUGUCCUGGUGCACCACAAAAAAUUGCAUAUAUUGCAGAGGAGUACUUUCGAAAUCAAAAUGUACGCGAUAAUGUAAAAGUUGUGUAUAACACUGCUUUACCAGUUAUAUUUGGUGUAAAAAAAUAUGCUGAUGCACUUUGGGAGGUGUGCAAACGAAGAAACAUUACUGUUAAUGUUCACACUGCUCUUACAGAAAUAGAUCUAUCUAAGGAAGAAGCAGUAUUUCAAAAAUUAGAUGGGACAAAUGAAACGUUUGUUGAAAAAUAUUCGUUACUUCACGUGUGUCCACCAAUGGGUCCACCUGAUGUUUUAAAAAAACAUCCUUCAUUAACAAAUGAAGUAGGGUUUUUAUCAGUAGAUCCUAAAACCUUACAGCACACAAGGUAUUCCAAUAUAUAUGGAAUUGGAGAUUGCAUUAAUGCUCCUAAUUCUAAAACAAUGGCAGCAAUAGCUGCUCAAGGAAAAGUUCUUUUUAAAAAUAUUAUAGAUGAUUUAGCUGGUAAACCAAUGACUAUGGCUUACAAUGGUUAUUCAUCUUGUCCCUUAGUUACUGGUUAUAGAAAAUGCAUUUUAGCAGAAUUCGACUACAACUUGCAACCAAUGGAAACAUUUCCAGUAAAUCAAGGCAAAGAAUAUUUUUUCACAUUUAUACUCAAAGCUUAUGCAUUUCCGCUUUUGUAUUGGACCUUAAUGACACGUGGUAAAUGGGAUGGACCUGAAUUUUUACGGAAAUAUUCAAAUAUGAUAAAAAAGGAGACUGUCGCUGAAAAAUAAGAUAAUUUAUGUGAUAUGAAUAAAAUUUGUAGGAAUAGAAAUGAUUUAGAUUGAAAAAGAAUAUGUU